AUGUCUACUUCAACAUCUUCCAAAGCCAUUCCCACCCAUGAUUCACCUCCCAUCCCACCCGCGUCCACCAGCACAUACAUCAUCCCGCAGCUCUCCGGCGAGCUCGUCUCAAUCCCGGGCUCCAAAUCCGUUUUCCGCAUUCUCGCCUCCGAGAAACAAACCGGCGACGACUCCAUCGGCGUCUUCAGCUCCGGUGGCGCCCUUGCCGACGCCCCUGGCUUCCACCACCAUGAGCGUGCACACGACAUCUUCAUGGUGACAAAAGGCGAGCUGAAGCUCUGGGUUGGCGACUCAUGUCGAAUCCUCCAAGCCGGUGAUUUUGCGAGUAUACCACCGAAAAUAAUCCACAACCCGCACCUCCUCGGUCCCAUCACCGAAACGUACGGCCUGAUCCACCCGUCCUCCUGGAUCGAUUUCUUCCGCUACGUGUCCGAGCCCACCGACAUCCCCAGCAUCAUCUAUCCAGAGCAAGACUCGCGCUCCUUGCCCGCCCUGCUCGUCCCCAAAGUCAUCGCCGCCGCAAAAGCCGGCAAGGACUACGAUGUGCAUUUCCACCGCGAGCAUGUCGGCUGCGAGGUCGCUCCCUGGUCCGAUGCAGACACCGUCCUGCCCGACGGCGAGGCGCCCUACUACCUGCGCGCAAACCGCGGCCCGCGCUGGAUCCUGGGCGGCGUGGUCAGUAGGCCGUUCAUCACGGGCACGCAGUCGAGCGGCAAGUUUGCGAUUACGAGUCUAGAGGGCUCGAGCCACUUGGACGCGGGGCUGAAUCCGCUGGCGGCGCCAUUGAGGUAUGCGGUGCAUCAUGUGCUGGUGGUCAUGGAGGGCAAGGCGACGAUAAACGUGGAGGGAUAUGCGCCUGCGACACUGACGGAGGGCGAGACGGUGUUUGUGCAAGCGGGCGUGGCGUGGGGCGUGGUGUUUGAGAGUCGGUUUGUGAGGAUUUGGAGUUUUUCGAGUGGGGAUGGGGUGGAGAGGGUGAUUGAGCGGGCAGGGAGGCAGUAUACAGAAGGAUAUGUGGUGCCUGACAAAGCUGAGUCUUGGGAUGCUCAGAAGUUUGAGGAGGUGUGUAAGGAACUACAGGUUAAGGCUGCUUGA
This is a messenger RNA of Pseudovirgaria hyperparasitica, 1095 nucleotides long. RefSeq names its product putative dioxygenase. The coding region runs from base 1 to 1095 and encodes 364 amino acids. The record is from RefSeq and is a predicted model, not a curated record. Lineage: Eukaryota; Fungi; Ascomycota; Dothideomycetes; Acrospermales; Acrospermaceae. The transcript is spliced from 2 exons.